AUGUGCUCAUGCAUCCCUACCCUCAGCCCCUCCCAACCCUCAGGCCCUACCAACCUCAGCCCAAAGCCCUUGCCUACACUCCCUGAACACCAUAUCCUUUCCUUACCCUUGUCAACUCUCCUUUCCCAACCCUCAGCCCCUCCCAACCCUCAGCACCUCCCAACCCUCAGCACUUCCCAACCCUCAGCCCCUCCCAACCCUCAGCACCUCCCAACCCUCAGCACUUCCCAACCCUCAGCCCCUCCCAACCCUCAGCACUUCCCAACCCUCAGCACUUCCCAACCCUCAGCACUUCCCAACCCUCAGCACCUCCCAACCCUCAGCACUUCCCAACCCUCAGCACUUCCCAACCCUCAGCCCCUCCCAACCUCAGCCCCUCCCAACCUCAACCCCUCCCAACCUCAACCCCUCCCAACCUCAACCCUUCCCAACCUCAACCCUUCACAAUCCUUAGCCCCUCCCAACCCUCAGCCCCUCCCAACCUCAGCCCCUCCAAACCUCCGCCUCUCCCAACCCUCAGCCCCUCCCUACCUCCGCCCAUCCCAACCUCAGGCCCUCCCAACCUCAGGCUCUCACAACCUCAGCCCCUCCCAACCCUCAGCCACUCCCAACCCUCAGCCCCUCAUAACCUCAGCCCCUCCCAACCUCAGCCCCUCCCAACCCUCAGCACUUCCCAACCAUAGCACUUCCCAACCUCCGCCCCUCCCAACCUCAACCCUUCCCAACCUCAACCCCUCCCAACCUCAACCCUUCACAAUCCUUAGCCCCUCCCAACCCUCAGCCCCUCCCAACCUCAGCCCCUCCAAACCUCCGCCUCUCCCAACCCUCAGCCCCUCCCUACCUCCGCCCAUCCCAACCUCAGGCCCUCCCAACCUCAGGCCCUCACAACCUCAGCACUUCCCAACCUCAACCCCUCCCAACCUCCAAACCCUCAGCCCCUCCAAACCUCAGCCUUAUCCCUUCUUCUCCCUGCCCUUAGCCUUCCCUACCCUCCCUCAACACUUAUCCCUUCUUUACCCUCAUCAACUACCUAUUCCUUACCCUCAGCCCCAAGCCCAGGUUUCCUGCCCUCAGCAUCAUCACCUCCCACCACCUACUAUUCUUAAUUCCAACUUACAGGCAGUGCGAGCACCUCCCUGCUCUCAGCCCUAG
This is a messenger RNA of Haliotis rufescens (red abalone), 1152 nucleotides long. Its product is annotated as extensin-like. The coding region runs from base 1 to 1152 and encodes 383 amino acids. NCBI's taxonomy places the organism in Eukaryota, Metazoa, Mollusca, Gastropoda, Lepetellida, Haliotidae. The transcript has a single exon. The record is from RefSeq and is a predicted model, not a curated record.